Molecule: messenger RNA, 1403 nt
Organism: Portunus trituberculatus (swimming crab)
Lineage: Eukaryota; Metazoa; Arthropoda; Malacostraca; Decapoda; Portunidae
Exons: 7
Coding region: 250-798 (182 amino acids)
Source: RefSeq, a predicted model, not a curated record
GGCAGCCAGUCUCUCUCCGAGUGUUGUCGGGGCAGUGUCGAUUUUUUGCGUUGAUGAUCACUCAUUAGUGGUCAAGAUGAAGCAAGACUGCCGAUACCUUGCCCCGAGUCGCUUCCCAGCAGAUGAGUGGGGUGAUGUCCGUGGGAUUCUCCCCCAGGUCAUUAAUCUAACUGAAACCGUAACCUAUGGAACGGCAGAGGCCUUCUCUCCCUCUGUCCAGCCCCCAUUAGGAAGUCAUACUCACUGUGGAUGCAAGGAGGUAAGAAAGCACGUGUUGCGAUGAGGAGACGUGGCUGUCCUUCCUCGCCCUCUUUCGCGUCCCCAAAGUCAACCUCAUCCCUCUGCUCGGGAAGGCCUCACGUCAACAUGCAUCUGCCGGCAACAGCCAAUUUACACCAAAUCAUGGGUGGUAGCGCCGGGGGCCGAUCCUCCAAAGCCGCCCGUCCAAACCCCACAGCUGGAAAAAACGACCGACGACUUUACGAGGCAAGCGGCUAUGCAGUAUACAUCCUGGCAGUCUGGGGGUGUUUGGCUGGCGACAACACAGAAUUCUUGAGUUUCUCGGUUCUUGAACGCUUCCUGCCUCUUCCUUGUUGGGAAGGUGGGUGUUUGGCGCUCCGUCUCCGCCGCUUUGGUGAUCCCAUCCGAAUCAUUGCCGGCCCUCGAUGUGCUUUUGUUAUUGGCAGCGAGGUGGGCGACGCUCCCACAUACUGUCCUUUCAUUGUUUGGUUUCGCCGCAUCUGCGUCUUUUACCAACCUUUUAUAAAUUUGACUCCAUUAGGAAACUCCUCAAGCUAAUUUGCACGUGGGAUAGCAGAGCCCUUCCUCAUUAGCAAGGAUACGAACAGAAAAACACCUUCAUUACGCCACUUAGAGCAAGUAUUUAGUGAACAGACGCACGGAUGGAAUUGUGGAGUCGACUUCAAUGAAACUGUACUGCUAAUCAAGAGUAACAUCAACAUAAUGUUAUAUUUAUACGAUAGUCCUUUCAAAUUUCUAAGAACUGAUGUUAACUGGUGUAUAUGUUCAUGACGAAGUGUUUGUCUUUGUGUUUCCGUCGCACCUUGCAAAUAUUUGAAAAGGAGUACGUAUGUGAAGAAACUGAUCAUUGCAGGAAGCUCAAAAUAUUGCAUUAACUAGUAAUCUGUGACUAAAUAAUGCACAGACGUUGCUAUUGAUUUGCUUUAUGAUGUUUAAAAAUUAAGUUGGUUAUUGAUUUUCUUUAAAUAUCAAAUUAAACUCUGUUGCUCUCUUGAAAGAUUCCCGUGGCACCGCAGUUUCGUCACUUCAGGAGGAACUGAAGUACAAGUACAUUAACUGGAACCUCUUUCUGGUACUGAUUUAUAGGCAUCUGUUUUACUUGUAUCUUGCAGAAUCAUAAAUUAUAUCUGUACUAAUUUGCC